Acanthaster planci (crown-of-thorns starfish) is the source of this 6164-nucleotide messenger RNA. It is a transcript of the gene ap4e1, whose product is annotated as adaptor related protein complex 4 subunit epsilon 1. Gene Ontology annotation, cellular component: membrane coat; AP-4 adaptor complex. NCBI's taxonomy places the organism in Eukaryota, Metazoa, Echinodermata, Asteroidea, Valvatida, Acanthasteridae. The record is from RefSeq and is a predicted model, not a curated record. Gene Ontology annotation, biological process: intracellular protein transport; vesicle-mediated transport.
AGGCCUAAAUCAAAUUUUCCCCGUCAGCAAAGCUGAUUAAUCUAUAGGCCUACCUUUUAAAAAGAGGGAUAACAAAGUUUUAGAGCACGAGACGGAGUAUUUUUGAUCAAAAAAUGAGAUUUUGGCUCACACCAAUUUUUCGCUUCCACCCAUUGACUGUCACUUCAUUCAUGCCGUUCGUGUUUCUAUCAGACUGCGCAUGCGCUAUCAGUUGAUCUUGUCUGAAAUCUCCAACUUGACUCUCCUUUUCUAAAACAGUCUUCCACUACGGCGAAGUAGAAAGAAAAGGCUGAUGGCAGAACUAUCGCCAAAAUGUGCAGUGAGAUCGACGGACUGGCAAAGAUUGGGCAAUCUCGAUAGGCUGAUUCCACUCAACAUAAAUACCGUGUGCCUUGCCACAGUCUUUGCCUUAGACAAUAGGCCCAUGUACAUCAUGUCAUGUGGAUGGCCUGCUGAGUUAUCCCUGUGUUGCAGCAGGACUGAUCAUGUCCGAGGUCAUGGAGAAGACCUUUUCCUCGGUGUCCGGCUUCAUCAUGAACAGCCUGGGCUCCAGGAACAUGGACGUGUCGCCAGGGUUCCACAACCUGAUUCGGAGCAUCAGGAGGGCCCGCUCCAAAACUGAAGAAGAGAAGGCCAUUCAGAAGGAGUUGGAACUUCUGAAGUUGAAGCUGCAACAGCCUGACACGACUGUGGCUAAAAUCAAGGAAUACCUGGUGCGGAUCAUGUAUUGCGAGUUGCUUGGUUACUCAGCGGGGUUCAGUUACAUCAGCGCAAUCAAGCUUGCCCAGCAGGGAUCACUGGCCACCAAGAGAGUUGGCUACCUGGCCGUCGGCCUUUUUCUCCACGAGAGUCACGAGCUGAUCCUGCUGCUGGUCAACACCUUGCAGCGGGACCUGACCAGUACCAACAUGCUGCACAACUGCAUGGCGCUGGGUGCCAUCUGCCAGCUGAUUGGCCCCGAGAUGGUGCCAGCCAUCCUACCAUUGGUGGAGGAGAAACUCAAGCAUUCAAAAGCUCUAGUGAGGAAGAAAGCCAUUAUGGCCCUGCGCGCAUUGUACGCCAAGGCCCCCCACAUGCUGCAGAACCCAGAUGCACUCUUCAAGCAGGCACUGUGUGAUCGGGACUCGGCAGUGACAAAUGCAGCCCUGCAUGUCCACAGUGACUUGAUCAAGGAAAACCCGGCUGCAAACAAACAGCUGGUGCGCCCUCUUGUGGCAGUUCUGAGGCAGGUCGCUGGUCACAAAUUGUCGUCUGACGUUGAGUACCACGGCGUUUCAGCCCCUUGGAUGCAGAUCAGACUCCUACGGAUGCUGGCAAGAUUGGGCACAGGAGACGAGCACCAUAGCAAUUUAAUGUAUGACCUCCUUGAUGACAUGAUUGAGCAGACUUCAACACUGAGCCACAAUAUUGCCUAUGCUGUGCAGUAUGAGUGUCUGAUCACUAUCGCUAGCAUCCAUCCCCAUGAACAGCUCCUGAACAAGGCUGCCCAGUGCAUCCGCAAAUUCCUGAAAUCGUUCAACUACAACCUCAAAUACAUGGGGAUUUGUGCCUUGAGUGCCAUACUGAAGGUGUUCCCAAGCUGUGGGGAGGAGCACCAGAUGACUGUCAUAGACUGCUUGGACGAUGCUGAUGACACCAUCCGCCUAAAGACCCUAGACCUCUUGUUCCGCAUGACAACUAGUACCAAUAUAGAGGUGAUCUGCGACCGACUUCUGACGUUCCUACAAGGUACCAGGGAUGCGUUCAUCAGACGCGACCUGCUGUCCAAGAUAAUACAACUUGUUGAGCAAUACCAACCAUCAGUCCAUUGGUAUCUAGACACCAUGACUCAAGUAAUGUUGACUGGUGGUGAUCUGGUUCCCAGAAGUCUCGUCAACAGCGUCAUCUUCUCUAUAGCCAAAGAUGCUAGGAAUGGGGGUGAUGUAGGCCAACAUGCUUUACAGCUGUACUUGCCCCUCAUCAACAAAAGCGCCACGUCCAGUGAACUCCGGCAGAUUUGCUGCUGGGUUCUUGGGGAAUUUGCCUGCCUUCCCUCUGCUCCACCAGCAACGGAGAUUGUCAGCAUUCUCCGCUCCCAGCUCGACAGCAGACAAGAGGACAACGUGAAAAUAUGGGCCAUGGGUGCUCUGACCAAAGUAGUGGCGAGCUGUGGGGUUGUCAGUGAAGAUGUUGUCAGGGUGAUUGAAGCUUGUCAGAUAGGGUCGUCGAUGGAACUCAGGCAGAGAGCAUGUGAGUUACAGACUUUGUGCAGUGAUUUGGAUUUGAUGAAUGACGUUUACCCCAGACUGGACUCCUCCCCGGAAUUACAGUUUGACUGGACUCUAUCCUUCCUGGAUGAGUAUGUAUCCGAGGCUCUGGCCCAGGGGGCAGCUCCCUACAAACCUAAGCAGCAACGGCAUGCCGAGAGGCAGCAGGCAUCUCCAGAUAUAAAGCCUCUGUUCUCAGGACUCAACUUUGUGCCCUACCAAAGCCCCACAUCUUCAGUCAUCAGUGGCACUGCCAUGUCGGUCUCAACCACUGAAGGAAAGACAAAUACCAAAUCCGUUUCCCCGGACCCCUCGCUGAGCUCCGGAGCGUCAGCAAACAGUGCAGGGCCAAAAGCAUCAGAGAGUUCAGCAGGUUUGAAACUGGAUGGUGUCAAGCGGGUUUGGGGCAGUAAGGGUUAUGCCAAGACAACAUCAACUACACUUUCCUAUAUUCAACCAAGAACCAAUGAGGGUCUAGUUCCAGCAUCACCCCCUGCGACUCCCAGCAGCCCAGCCAGGGUUGCACAGCCAAGCAUACAGCUGAGCUCAGCCAUGGCUGUAGGCAGGACAACAAGCUCUCCCCCCUCCUCUGUAGACACCCUGUCGGAAGAGGACUGUCGGAAGAAAGAACUAGCCAAAGCGUUGUUUGGAGGACUGCACAAGUCCAUGACUACGAGUAGCAAGAAACCAAUGGACAGAAAGCCCCAGUUUGUCUCCACAUCAGAAAGAUCUUCCAAAUCGGCAGCAAAAGACGAAAAGUCAUCAAAUAUUACAGAUUUGCUUGUUUUAUCCGAUGUCAACGCCCUUUCCUCGGACAGAAACCUUCCACAAGUGGAACUCUCCAAUGUGCAAUAUCCAGAAGAGAAAAGCAACACCAGGUUGAAGAAUCAACCAGAGGAGAAGGAAAACCUUGACACUUUUCUGACGUUGACAGAAGAAAAUAUCAAUGCACAGCUUGUUACCCCUGCCACUGUAAAUUUUAGAGUAACAAAUCAAGGAGAGCAGCUGGUAAAAGCAGAACUACCAGGAGAAGACCAAAAGUCAUCAGCUGGGAGCAUAGAGACAUAUCAGGGUGGGCGUCCAGCUAUGGCCUUUGGCAGAACUAGUGGACAAGAGCUCAGCAUGUAUGAAGAGUUCAAGGGAAUGGACCUGGACAAAGAAUAUUCAAAUUCACAGAUUCAAAUACAAGAGAGUAAUUCCCUUAGUUUACAAGAUGAAGGGCCAACAGGUCACCAACUUCCAUAUGCACCUGACUCUUCUGCAGUCUUUGAUAGUGUGUCUGAUAUGGACGAUGGUCAUGGAGAGGAGAAAACGCAUCAGUUCUUGAACCUGCAAGGCAAAGAUGGCAGAAAUCCCAUCGACAGUAGUGAAGUAACGCCUGACACAAGCUCUGCUGAUUGUACAUUAAGGGAUGACUCUAGUUCAUCCAUUGGAAAUUCAGACGUCAACCUGUUAGACACCAGGACAUCUCAAGCCCAUCCUUCAGAAACAGCACCACCGUGUUCCCAGCCCAACAAAGAAAUAUCACUUCUUGACUCCAGUCCAGGGGACGUUUCCCUUCCAAGCCAGCCGGAACUUCUCCAGAACCGGCUCCCUGCAGACUGGCAGGACUAUCCAAGAAGCCGGGACAGAAUUAACCUUGGUAGCGAUACCCUUCUUGCCGUAACACUGUACAAAGUCUGGAAGCCCAGCACAUUAGGACUUGUCUUCCACGUCACAAACAUCAGUCCAAAAGACUCGAUCACCCAGUUGAAGAUUAAACUGGAUGUCACAUCAAAUUUAAAAGUGUCAGAUGACCUAGAUCACCACCCUCUGUCCACAGACUUGCUCGGCUCGACUAAAACGAGCAUUCUAACAGCAGAGCUUGGCUGCAUCUCCCCUGCCCCUAGCAUGAGCCUGGGUGGGGAGGUAGCGUACAAGGACCACACCAGGACACACCGCAGGCUGUUCUUUAGCUCACCCAUCACCAUCAGUGAUUUGUUAAGACCUCUUAAAUUACAAACAGCUGAAUUUGGUGAGCAGUGGCCAAAGCAGACUUGUGACAGUAAGUUCACUGUGGAGCUGGUGGAGGCUGUCUCCAUGUCAAAGGUCAUGACCUUACUGACCCAGGAGAUGAAUAUUCAUCUCGUUGAAAUUAUAGGCAACGAGGGUAUAGCCUGUGGCACGCUCUUGGGCAGGUCCGUCUGCCUCAUACACACCAAGCUGCCCUCUGAUGGGUCCCUCGAGCUCUGGGUCCGUUCCUCCAGCCGCCUGCUGUCAGAGUCUGUCACCAAGCAGUGCAGGGAAGUCAUGAAGAAGUUAUGACGCAACAUGAAGGACAAAAACUCCUUGACCAAAAUCUUUUAGUCUUGCCAGAGAGAUUUCAACAGCAGCAUAAGGACCUUAGCGAUGAAGGAAGUCCCCCUCUUAAACAGCCCCCCUCUUAAACUCUACGCAUGCUACUUUGUUCAGACCUGCCUGAUAUUAAUGUUUUUUUUAUACUGGCAUUAGGAGCAAACCCUACCCAUGUCAUAUCCAACAAGACACGAUACAACAUCGAGCUGGGAGGAGUUCCGUGACCAAACGUUGGUAAUCUUGCCAAAAGAGAUUGUAUGCGAUACCAGUGUAACAAUUUUCAUAUGAAGGAAUAAUUUCCUUUCCCCCUUAAAUAGCCGCCCUACCCAAGGCAUGCUACCUUGCUUCAGUCCAAUUGGUUCUUGUUGCUAUUUGUACUUGACAAGAGAGCCCUAAUUUCAAACACAGAGCAAAUGUUUACAGCUUAGAUUUCCUCUUUUUUGUCACUGUAUUUCCAGAGAAAAUUGGCGUACAGUAUAUCAUAUCCUGUUCUAAUGUAUAAACAUUUCAGUCUGUGUUAAAACCCUCUUUUUGCUGUAACCAUCACGAACAGUUAGAAAUUCCGUCCACUUGAUUUCCCCCAGUACACGGACACAUAUGGGUCAUUUCACUGGUACCGGUAUUGACCAAUAGGACAACUGUGUCCCGAAUGUGUUUUUGCAUAGGACGGUUCAAUUUAUUCAGUUCUUUUCAAGAGGUUUUUUUUUUACUUAUACAUGUUCCUUUCUCCCACACAAAGGUUAGUGUACAAUGUGUGAUUAAAGCCUCAUUCAAACUGGUCUGUACGGUAAUUGUGUCCUUUAGGCCAAAAUGUGUGCAUCAUGUAUUUCAGCAAAAUCAGUAGGAUAAACAAAAUAAGUAAACACUAGGCAAAUAUUGACUGCUUUAUAUGUACACCGAAGGAAAUAUAAGUAAAACUAGCUUCUUGAGGUUAUUCAUGGAGCAUUCUGCUUUCUCUACUUGAAAGAAAUCUCUUGAGGUGAUCCGAGGAGCUUCUGUAUUAUUUAAACCAUGGCUCCAUGGAUCAAAUAUUGUUUUCAGAAUGGGGCCACGUGAUGUCAUCCUUUUUGAGUGCUGUUGCAACGUUUGUUGUAGAAACUACAAGUGUCACGUGAUGUUCUAUCGACCAGUCAAGAUACAGAAGCUGUGGGUGAGGUGUUAUAAUUCUUCUGGAAGAUAUAUAUACCCAGUUGAAAUUUCUUCUGAUAUGAGCACAAGCAUAUCGGGGCCCUUCAUCCCCUCGUGCGUACUGUUUAUCUUUGAGCUCUCACGGACUAUUUGUAGUUCAACUCCAAAUUAAGUGGCAGUCACACAGUAGACUGUGAGGCCCCCCCCCCAAAAAAGAGGAGUGCUGGAAUUUUAGCCCAGUGUAUGCCCAGUUUGACAUUUCAACACCUUACUUAUCAAGAAAAUUAGCAAGAAACAAGAAAACUGAGCAUAAUUUGCCAUUAUUAUUCAGUUUCUUUCAUUUCUUCCUUGUAAUGCCAACUAUGUGAGAUUUUACCUUUAGUAGGUCCUAGGCAUAGAAGUUCUGGCUUUAUCUGCCCUGCCCAUGUUAAAUAAAUUCAUCAACCUGGAAUAUCA